AUGGAGACCGAUCUUCGCACGGAUUCUGCAGACUACAGAACUGAGCUUCUAUCACCAGCUGCAACCCCACCGGGGCAGCAUGUUCCUCAGACGCCAGCAUGGCAACUCAACAUGGAUGGGAUUCAGUUGCCAGAGAAGCACACAUAUUCUGGGUUUGGUUUUGGACAUUUUCUGAAGUCACUAAGGAGACGAAAACAUAUUGCGGCAUAUUACAAGAGGCAGGAAAAGAUUCUGGAAGGAUUCACUGAAGUGGAUGCAUUUACUGAGUUAGGCACGUUGCCUGGAAGUUUGACAAAGGAUGAAAUGGAGCAACUUGCGAGGAGCGAGAGGAUGGCAAUAUAUGCAUCAAACAUAGCAAACAUGGUGAUUUUUGUUGCAAAAGUGUAUGCUUCGGUUGAGAGUAAAUCACUGGCAGUGAUAGCCUCCACCUUAGACUCCCUUUUGGAUCUUUUAUCAGGUUUUAUCCUUUGGUUUACUUCCUCUGCUAUGAGAAAACCCAAUCAAUAUCUCUAUCCUAUUGGAAAGGACCGAAUGCAACCUGUGGGCAUUGUUGUUUUUGCUUCAGUAAUGACGACUCUUGGAUUACAAAUAUUGUUCGAAUCAGGUCGACAACUUAUUUCAAAGACUCAGCCUGAAAGGGACCGAACGAAAGAAAGCUGGAUGAUAGGGAUAAUGGUGUCGGUGACAGUUGCAAAAUUUGUGCUUAUGGUAUACUGUCGAAGAUUCAAAAAUGAAAUUGUAAGGGCAUAUGCUCAAGACCAUCUCUUCGACGUCAUCACCAACUCUAUCGGUUUAGCUGCGGCUGUUUUGGCCAUCAAAUUCUACUGGUGGCUCGAUCCUCUCGGGGCUAUUCUUAUAGCUUUAUAUACAAUUGGUAAUUGGGCAAAGACUGUGAUGGAGAAUGUUGAAUCAUUAAUUGGAAAGACAGCGCCGCCAGAGUUUUUAGCGAAGCUAACAUAUCUGAGCUGGAACCACCAGAAGGAGAUUGAGCACAUUGAAACAGUAAGAGCAUACACAUUUGGCCUCAACUACUUUGUGGAGGUUCACAUUGUGUUGCCCGGGGACAUGUCCCUUGGUGUGGCACAUAAUAUUGGGGAGUCCCUCCAGGAGAAGCUUGAGCAGCUUCCUGAAGUUGAGAGAGCAUUUGUUCAUGUGGAUUUUGAUACAACUCAUAAGCUAGAGCAUCGGCCAAAGGUGCUCUAA
This is a messenger RNA of Corylus avellana, 1203 nucleotides long. RefSeq names its product metal tolerance protein 10-like. NCBI's taxonomy places the organism in Eukaryota, Viridiplantae, Streptophyta, Magnoliopsida, Fagales, Betulaceae. Gene Ontology annotation, molecular function: monoatomic cation transmembrane transporter activity. Gene Ontology annotation, biological process: monoatomic cation transport; transmembrane transport. Gene Ontology annotation, cellular component: membrane. The record is from RefSeq and is a predicted model, not a curated record.